UGUGCACGGACCGCGCCGGAUGUGCGUCAUCCCCCCCCCGCCGCCGGGAGGGGGAAGGGAAGAGGGAACAGGGAAGAGGGUGCGAAGGCCCGCCCUCACUGGGGAGCAUCGUGCCAGGCGGGGUGAGUCGCGACACACCAUCCGCAUUUCGGCUAGACCGCUGGCCGCCCCCUCACGCCCCCGCCCGGGGCUUCCGCGGCUCCGCCCUGCGCCGCCAUUGGCCGACGCAGUCACAUACUACGCAUAUCUUCAGCAAGCUCAAGCAUUUUACUCGUCUCCGUUCCAUCAGGUGAUGACUGCAAUGCCCAACAUGGAAAUGAUAACUGAGCAGCCGACUCAGGAGGACAUUCCAGAGCCAAACAUUGCUCAGGAGCCUCCAAAAGAAGUUAAAAAGGGGGGAAGGAAAAGAAAACCCAAAGCAACUGAGCCAAAGCAGCCCAAAAAGCCUGCUGCUAAAAAAGAAAAGCCAUCCAAGUCAAAAGGCAAACAAGAAAAGAUCACAGAUACUUUUAAAGUCAAAAGAAAGGUGGACCGUUUUAAUGGUGUAUCUGAAGCUGAACUUCUGACGAAGACUUUGCCUGAUAUUUUGACCUUUGAUCUGGAUAUUGUGAUAAUUGGCAUAAAUCCUGGCCUGAUGGCAGCUUACAAAGGACAUCAUUACCCAGGACCUGGAAACCAUUUUUGGAAGUGUCUGUUCAUGUCUGGUCUGAGUAAUGAACAGCUGAACCACAUGGAUGACCACACCUUGCCACAUAAAUAUGGGAUUGGAUUUACAAACAUGGUUGAAAGGACAACACCUGGAAGCAAAGACCUCUCCAGCAAAGAGUUUCGGGAAGGAGGGCGAAUUCUGAUGCAGAAGCUACAAAAGUAUAAACCUCGUAUAGCAGCUUUUAAUGGAAAAUGUAUUUAUGAAAUUUUUAGUAAAGAAGUUUUUGGAAUUAAAGUUAAGAACUUGGAAUUUGGGCUGCAGCCACAUAAAGUGCCAGAUACAGAAACUCUCUGCUAUGUUAUGCCAUCGUCCAGUGCAAGAUGUGCUCAGUUUCCUCGGGCACAAGAUAAAGUUCAUUAUUAUAUUAAGCUGAAAGACUUAAGGGAUCAACUGAAGGGCAUCACACCCAACACAGAGGUCCAGGAGGUGCAGUACACAUUUGACUUGCAACUUGCACAAGAGGAUGCUAAAAAGAUGGCUGUCAAAGAAGAAAAGUAUGACCCAGGCUAUGAAGCAGCAUAUGGAGGAGCUUACUGUGACCGUGCAACAUAUGACACUGACCAGUGCAGCUUGUCUUCAAAUGGAACUGCAGGAAGCAAUCCACAGGACUGCGAAGGGUCCUUUAGUGAGGUUCCUAACAGACAGUGGAUGACACAGUCCUUUGCAGACCAGAUUCCAGUGUUCAAUGCUGGCAUGACGCAGGAAGAGGAGGGAAGCAGCGUUUAGGAGCUGUUCUUUCUCGGCUAUGCACACAUGCUGCAGUUUUAAUGCAGUGAUCAAGAUUGGUACCUCAGUUCUCCAACUGAAGCAUCUGAAUAGUAUUUUAUCUCCCCUAGUUAUUUUAUUAUAGUCCAAAGUAAGUGUGUGGUAGGCUGAAAUCAAUGAACCAGAUAAUUCUAAGGAACUGUCCAAACUUUUUUAAAAAAAGUUAGCCCUUUUUUGUAUAUGAGGUUUAUAUUUAAUGUUUACCAUUUCUUGCAGUUUUGACAAAUUGCUUUCUUAUUUGUGAAGAUUUCUUUGAGUUGUUAAUUUUAUUCCAUAAAUUGCAACGUGGUAGGAACAGCAGCAGUAUACUUUUUACUGAUGCCUCAGUAUUUGGAUAUCUCUUAAUACUUUUAAAUCCAGAGGGGAAAAUGGAAAAUGUACCCUUACCUUGUGUGAAGCGGUGUUUUUAAUCAUGCACAGUUAAGGAAAUGGUGCUUUUUAAGCCUGCCUUUUACCAUCUUAAAAAGUGUAGAAAAUUGUGUUCUGCAGCUAUGGGUGCUGUCUUCUGGGUGGGAUGAGAGAGGUCUGUCUGUUCAGUGAGUGUACCAUAAUUGAGGAUGAAGGGAGUGAAGACAUCAUCUCAAGUCACAACACUGGAGAGGAAAGCUUGUGUCACACAGGACAGGGCCUAAAUAUUCUAGCUGAGCUCUCUUAGGAUAAUGUUUCUCUUAAUCACUCCAUCUCUUUCCCCCUUAAAUUCCAAUGUAAGGAACUAGAAUUACUUUUUUAAAAAAAGCAAAAACAAAGAGCAGUGGUAGUUCUUGGAUUCUGUGUUGUUUAAACUCCAUCAUUUCCAUAAAGUUAGUCCCUUUACCUGACCUUUAGCAGGAGAUAACCUCUUUGAAUGAUACAGAGAAUUGGAAGACUGCUUUCUCUUUAAAAGUCAUGUACAGCUGUGUUAUUUAUUUAUUAUCAUGUACAGUUAGUACAGGGUGAAAUAGACUUGCAUUUUGGCAGUUUUUAAAAUUAAGUUCUUUUCAAUCUGUAGUACCUUAGAGGGUGUUCCCUUUAUUCCACUUAAAAACACUGAGUGGAAUACAGGGACAGCUGUUCCAUGAAUAAAAAGUUUUCUGUAGAAACUAUAACUCUUCUGAGGGACUUGCCUAAAUGAUACACAUUUUUGGCCAAUAUUAGUGACUGAGGGGGAAAAAAAAUUCUUCCUGGUGCCUAAUUCUCAUCUUCUUUCCCUCUUUUAUCAUGUGAGGAAAAGAUGAAGUAAAAGCAAUAAGCUGAUCAAAACACUUAAGUUUUGAUGCUCUUAUGACAUUUGGUGCUUCACAUACUUGAAAACAGACGCAAACAGUAUCUCCACACUCCAUGCUGGUCCGAGAUUCCUGUACCAGUGUGAUUUAUCCUCUCUUCACAGCUAGUGACAGUUGUCAGUUGUGUGUAACUGGUUAGUGUAGGUUCUAAUCUAACACCUCUUACAGAUAUCACAAACUGUCAACCUGUUGUGAAGCAGGCAUGUUGUUACAGUUUGUUCCCAAAUUAUGUGGCUUAAUUCUGAGAAUCUUCAAUCGAGUGAGUGUGCAUUAUGAUUCUGAUUGUGUUCAUUAGCUGCAGCAUAAAGCUGUUCCACAUAUUGUUAGAAAGGUAUAGGACUUGUCUUAUUUAAAGCGUACCGUAUCAUGUAUUGCUGUUUACAUGGACGUUUUCCUGCAGGUGCUUGAAGUAUCUUUCAUCAGGGAUUUGCUACAAUUUAGUUUUAUUUUUAACAAAAUUAGAAGCAUGAAAUUAGAACUGCUGAGUAUGUAGCACAGUAGGAUGUAACUCCUGAAAGGCUAUCCUAUUUGAUUGGAAGGGAAAGGUCUCUUCCUUAAUGGAAUCACCCACUUGGUUAUCUGGGUAUAAAAUACAGUUGAGUGUACAAUAACCAUUCCACUAAAUACAGAAAUUCUGUGUCCUUCCUCAAAACUGGUGCUCUUUUUGUUACAGUGAUACAGAAGUUCUUAAUCUGUCUUAAAUCUAUCAAUGUUUCACAAUAAAAUCAGGAAUUGUA
Messenger RNA from Serinus canaria (Common canary), 3473 nucleotides. RefSeq names its product thymine DNA glycosylase (gene TDG). The transcript has 10 exons. The record is from RefSeq and is a predicted model, not a curated record. Gene Ontology annotation, cellular component: nucleus. Bases 20 to 1435 code for a protein of 471 amino acids. Gene Ontology annotation, molecular function: mismatch base pair DNA N-glycosylase activity. NCBI's taxonomy places the organism in Eukaryota, Metazoa, Chordata, Aves, Passeriformes, Fringillidae. Gene Ontology annotation, biological process: base-excision repair, AP site formation.